Molecule: messenger RNA, 2506 nt
Organism: Durio zibethinus
Lineage: Eukaryota; Viridiplantae; Streptophyta; Magnoliopsida; Malvales; Malvaceae
Product: GTP-binding protein OBGC, chloroplastic-like
Cellular component (GO): mitochondrion
Molecular function (GO): GTP binding; magnesium ion binding; GTPase activity
Source: RefSeq, a predicted model, not a curated record
UAGUUAAAAAAUGGCUUCCAUUUCCAUAUCUACAAGCUUAUUUUCUCGACCUCAAGCUCAAGCUUGCUCUAAAACCCAAAAUCCUUCCCCUAAAAAGAACCCAAACCCCAAAUUCAAACCCAAAAAAGUUAAUAAAUUCAAGUCUCUCUCUUUACCUCGUGCUCCUCCGCCUGCUUCUUCUUCUUUAGGUGCCCAAGCCACCACUUACACUCGCCUUCCUCCCAAAGAAGAUUCCGGUUUCGAAUUCGAAGUUCCCUCUUUGAACGAAUCCGAUGAAAUCAAGCUUUCUGAUUCUGACAUCGCAAAGCUCGCCGUCAAAAAUGGUUCGUCUGAAAUUGAAGCUGAAAUGUUAGUCACCGAUGAUGAUGACGAUGAUGAUGAAGAAAAAGAAGAAGUAAAUCAAAGUUUGGGUUUUGAGGACGAAACCCUAGAUGGGAAUAUCAUGGGUUUUUAUAAUGGUGAUGAAAGUUUGGACUUUGAGGAGGAAGAAGACGAGGUUUAUUAUUACGAUUCUGAUGGCAAGCUCGUAAAUUUAUCAGGAAACGAGGUUGAUGAUUUGGAAUUGGUGGAAGUAAAGGAGAAAGGGGUGCCGGCGGUUAUGCGAUGCUUUGACCGAGCCAAAAUUUACGUGAAAGCAGGGGAUGGUGGGAAAGGAGUGGUGGCGUUUCGUCGCGAAAAGUACGUACCUUUAGGGGGACCAUCGGGAGGCGACGGAGGGAGAGGAGGGAAUGUGUAUUUGGAAGUUGAUGGAACAAUGAAUUCGCUGUUACCGUUUCGGAAUAGUGUGCAUUUCAGGGCGGGGAGAGGAGCACAUGGCCAAGGGAGGAUGAUGUGUGGAAGGAAAGGAGAGGAUGUGGUGGUGAAAGUGGCCCCAGGGACGGUGGUUAGAGAGGCGGGGAAUGAGGAGGUUUUGUUGGAGUUGUUGUAUCCGGGACAGCGGGCGUUAUUGUUGCCUGGUGGGAGAGGUGGGAGAGGAAAUGCUUCGUUUAAGUCCGGGAAUAAUAAGGUUCCUAAGAUUGCUGAGAAUGGAGAAGAGGGUCCUGAAAUGUGGCUGGAGUUGGAGCUAAAGUUGGUUGCAGAUGUUGGAAUAGUGGGUGCUCCAAAUGCUGGAAAAAGCACCCUUCUGAGUGUGAUAAGUGCUGCUCAGCCAGAAAUAGCAAAUUACCCUUUUACAACUUUACUUCCCAAUCUGGGUGUAGUUUCAUUUGAUUAUGAUUCUACCAUGGUAGUUGCUGAUCUUCCUGGUUUACUUGAAGGAGCACACAGGGGCUUUGGCUUAGGUCAUGAGUUUCUACGGCACACUGAAAGAUGUUCAGCACUGGUACAUGUUGUUGAUGGCUCUGGACAGCAACCGGAACUUGAGUUUGAUGCAGUUCGACUUGAGCUUGAAUUGUUUAGUCCAGAACUUGCUGAAAAGCCUUAUGUAGUUGCCUACAAUAAAAUGGACCUUCCAGAGGCAUAUGAGAAUUGGCCAUCAUUUAAGGAAAAUCUACAAGGUCGUGGAAUUGAAACUUUUUGCAUGAGUGCAGUAAAAAGGGAGGGCACUCAUGAAGUUAUCUGUGCUGCCUACAAACUUCUUCCAAAACCUAAAGAAUCCAAUGAGGGAUUUGAAGGUUUUCAAGAUCCAGUAGAUUUGAACCAUGUAGCUGAUAUGGUAAAUAAACAGCGUAGCUCCUCUAUAAAUGAGUUUGAGAUCACUCAUGACAGUAGUUGCAAUACUUGGCAUGUAAUUGGAGCUGGGUUGCAACGCUUUGUUCAGAUGACAAACUGGCGAUACAUAGACUCUGAGAAAAGGUUUCAACAUGUCCUGGAGGCUUGUGGAGUGAAUAGGUCUCUCAUGAAGCUUGGGGUGAAAGAAGGUGACACAGUGAUUGUUGGAGAGAUGGAGAUGGUGUGGCAUGAUUCUGCUGAGGAUUCUGGUACACCAAACAUGAAGAAGAGAUCAACGGAGUCAAUCAAAUGGCCCCAGUGGAAGUAACGGGCGUCUGUAAAUUUUGUCAGUAAACUGGCAUAUUUGGAGGUUUAGCAAAGGUGGGGGAGUGUAUAUCCACAUCAGUUUCAGUGCCUGUUCGUUGCCUGAUUUAGUUUUUAACGAAUGCGAUACUGACUCCACAACAUUCACUCUCCAGAUAAACCAAAUUCAUUGCCUGAUUUAGUUUUUAACCAAUGCCACAAAUUCAUGAGAGGUGACAUGGAGUUUGAUGAAAUUUGCUGAUUGGAGUGCAUGAUGUUGUUGUUUCUCCAUGUUCAUAUUGCUUCAUAUUGGUGCAGAAGGACAGGCAAGUUCCUCUCAAAUUCGUUGUAUGACCUGGAUAAUGUAAUUACAGUUGCAAUCUAUAGUCUCCAACAGACUUGGAGGCAAUGCCUUCAUUCUUAAGUAAGUAUUUCUUUUUCUCUUAAUAUUGCAUGUAAUUCAUUCUUAUAUGAGAGACAGCAUUUAUGCCUUUAAAUAUCCAGGUUUUGCAUCAAAUUUCUUAAAUUUUGUGACAGGGCUGAAAAUUUGAAA